GUAACUCUGGGUCAACUCCCAGGGUAACUCUGGGUCAACUCCCAGGGGUAACUCUGGGUCAACUUCCAGGGGUAACUCUGGGUCAACACCCGGGGCAACUCUGGGUCAACAUCGGACAAACCAACCAAAAAGAAACCGAGUAAAACUCUACGUUCGGUGCCCGAAGAAAUGGCUAAGAGGAUUAUGGACACGGCUGUUAAACCUGAGGGGAACAUGGUUAAGUUUGAUGACGUUACGGGGCAACAUACAGCUAAACAAGCUCUGCAAGAAAUCGUCAUCUUACCUGCUCUACGACCGGACUUAUUUCACGGGUUGCGAUCCCCCGCGAAGGGGUUGUUAUUAUUCGGGCCCCCCGGUAACGGGAAGACACUUCUCGCGAAGGCUGUGGCAUCGGAAGCAAAAUCGGUUUUCUUCAAUAUUAGCGCAGCCACGUUGACGUCAAAGUGGGUUGGGGAAGGGGAGAAGAUGGUGAAGGCGUUGUUUGCUGUCGCACGGGAGGUUCAACCGAGUAUCAUCUUCAUCGAUGAGAUUGAUUCUCUCCUCCGGACACGACAAGAGAAUGAGAACGACUCGACGCGGAGGUUGCAAACCGAGUUCCUUCUUCAGUUUGACGGGGUGGGCUCGGGGGAGGGGGAUCAAGUCCUAGUCAUGGGAGCAACCAACCGACCUCAUGAACUUGACGAUGCUGCGUUGAGGAGGUUUCCAAAGAGGAUCUACGUUCGGCUCCCAGAUGUUGGGACACGAGGUGAUCUGAUAAAGAUGUUGUUGAAGAAACAUGACUCACCACUAGGUGACAGGGAGAUUAAGGAGCUUGGGAGGCGUACGGAGGGUUACUCAUUCAGUGAUUUAACGGAACUUGCGAAAGAUGCUUCGCUUGGUCCCGUGCGUGAGAUUCCGCAAGCUAUGUUCACAACCAUUGACGUGAACUCGAUGAGGAAAAUCAACUUUAACGAUUUCUUGAAAUCUUUGAAAAAGAUUCGCCCGAGCCCGUCGAUGGAACUUUUGAAAACUUACGAGUCAUGGAAUAGUCACCAUGGCGAUACUAGUGACUCGUGAAAAAUAUAUUGUUUCUAUGUUCCUCUGGUCUCUGGACCUGUGGUUAUAAAUGGAUGUUAUUAUUAUUUCUAUGAAUUGUGCGCUUAAACGUAAAUUUGGUUGUCAUGGAAAUCUUAUAUAUAGUUCAAAUUACUCUUUAUUUAUGAUGUCACAAUUUAUUUGUUUAGA
This is a messenger RNA of Ciona intestinalis (vase tunicate), 1224 nucleotides long. RefSeq names its product spastin. Gene Ontology annotation, cellular component: nucleolus; 90S preribosome; microtubule cytoskeleton. Gene Ontology annotation, molecular function: ATP binding; RNA binding; ATP hydrolysis activity. Lineage: Eukaryota; Metazoa; Chordata; Ascidiacea; Phlebobranchia; Cionidae. Gene Ontology annotation, biological process: endonucleolytic cleavage in ITS1 to separate SSU-rRNA from 5.8S rRNA and LSU-rRNA from tricistronic rRNA transcript (SSU-rRNA, 5.8S rRNA, LSU-rRNA); ribosomal small subunit export from nucleus; endonucleolytic cleavage to generate mature 5'-end of SSU-rRNA from (SSU-rRNA, 5.8S rRNA, LSU-rRNA). The record is from RefSeq and is a predicted model, not a curated record.